Messenger RNA from Perca fluviatilis (European perch), 758 nucleotides. RefSeq names its product histone H2B 3. The record is from RefSeq and is a predicted model, not a curated record. Lineage: Eukaryota; Metazoa; Chordata; Actinopteri; Perciformes; Percidae. Gene Ontology annotation, cellular component: nucleosome. Bases 127 to 507 code for a protein of 126 amino acids. Gene Ontology annotation, molecular function: protein heterodimerization activity; structural constituent of chromatin; DNA binding. The transcript has a single exon.
GUAAGGGAUCGUCCAAUCGCAGAGGAGGAAUGGCCCACACUCAUUUGCACAGCCACGUUAUAAAUACGGGACUGGAGUUGGGGCGGUAACUUGAGCCGUUUCCCUGGCGUUUACACCGAAGAGAAAAUGCCUGAUCCUGCAAAAUCUGCUCCUGCGCCAAAGAAGGGCUCCAAAAAGGCCGUGACCAAAACACAGAAGAAAGGAGGCAAAAAGCGUCGCAAGACCAGGAAGGAAAGCUAUGCCAUUUAUGUGUAUAAGGUGCUGAAGCAGGUGCACCCAGACACGGGGAUCUCCUCCAAGGCCAUGGGCAUCAUGAACUCUUUCGUCAACGACAUCUUCGAGCGCAUCGCCGGCGAAGCGUCGCGCCUGGCGCACUACAACAAGAGGUCCACCAUCACCUCCAGGGAGAUCCAGACCGCGGUCCGCCUGCUGCUGCCCGGGGAGCUGGCCAAACAUGCCGUGUCUGAAGGCACCAAGGCCGUGACCAAGUACACCAGCUCCAAAUAGAGACUUAGCCGAGUCUAGACACAGGGGGACAACGGUCACUAAAUCACCGCCAAGACUUUCUUUAAACCCUCAUCCCCGGGUCCUCAUAUGUCGGAUGUAGGCUGCUUUGAUUUUUGCACCAUUGCCGGUUUUUAAAGAGAACGAAAUGUCUUGGAACUGUAGCCUGCCAUUUUGUUUAAACUCUGUUCUUUCUGAUGUGUAAUGUUUUUAACAAAUGUUAAUAAAUGUUAGUCUGUGCUACUAAACUGGAA